Mugil cephalus (flathead mullet) is the source of this 2301-nucleotide messenger RNA. RefSeq names its product kelch repeat-containing protein (gene krcp). The coding region runs from base 214 to 1935 and encodes 573 amino acids. Gene Ontology annotation, molecular function: protein binding. NCBI's taxonomy places the organism in Eukaryota, Metazoa, Chordata, Actinopteri, Mugiliformes, Mugilidae. The record is from RefSeq and is a predicted model, not a curated record. The transcript has 13 exons.
CGUAUUGGGAAAUAUCCCGAACAGCAAAACAAGCGCUCAAAACACCAGAACUGGCGCGGAGUUCAGAUUGAGAAACGAAAUACACACAGAGCGGUGGCGGGAGGUGUUGUAAAGCGAAAAGGGUAGAAAGACAGUUUUGAUAUUUUAAAUAGCGUGCUGAUAAAAGACGACCGCGUUUGAAAACCGUCGCAUCUGAAGGAGUAAACCGCAAAGAUGGGCGAUUUCGGAGUUUAUGCGGUUUUUGGAGAAAACGGUCCUCCUCAAAAGCUGCUGGGUGCUGAAGGGUCGUGCAGAGUUUCUGUUGCAGUACCGCCGACUGUCCGCCAGGUGGUGCUGUUCAGCAGCGGCCCGUGGGGGCAGAUGAUCUGCGUCAACGCGGAGCUCAAUGAUGCAGAUAGGAUCCCAAUCACCAUAGGAAAACUGACUCCUUACAACAAGUGUUUGUCAUGGGAGCAGUGGGAAGAGGAGACAUGGAUGGACAGCGUCACACUGAAAGUCAGUCUGGAGGGAGGAAACCUGUCGGAAGCAGAUCGAUCAGAACCAGAGCUCAUCUUGGCUGUGAAGGAAUACACACCAAAGGACAUGGGGCCUCCCCUCGCAGCCCGCGAGCUCAAGGGCAAGAGGAAGAGAGGGCGAAUGGCGGAGGAAGACGACAAGAAGGAGGCGACGAAAGCAGGAGGAGAGGAAGAAGAAGAGAACGUGUGUCCGAAUGGCGCCCGGGAGAAGAACACGCCUAAACGAAAGGUCAAAGGGCAACCGAGAAGCAGCCAGAAGCUGUUUAAUAGCGGAGCGGAAACCACUAAGAUGAAGGGAGCAGCUAAUGUACCAGAGGAGACGCAAGGCAUUGUGGGAAGGACGCCUCCUCAGAGCGCAGCCAGGACAAAGAGUAGGCAGGCCAAGACUCCCACGCACACCGCCCCUCUGCUCAGCCCGUCGGGACGCUGGGGUCAGACUUUGUGUCCCAUCGACGCUCAGACAGCCAUCCUGAUCGGAGGCCAGGGAGCCAGGAUGCAGUUCUGCAAAGAUCCCAUGUGGAAGCUCUGCACAGAGGACCUGUCCUGGGUGGCUGCAGAGACCCUGGCGGAGGGUCCGACCCCCGAGGGCAGGAUCGGACACACGUCCAUCUACGACCCGGAGUCCAGGCGCAUCUUUGUGUUCGGAGGCUCCAAGAACAAGAAGUGGUUCAACGACGUGCACAUCCUGGACACGCAGAGCUGGAGGUGGAGCAUGGUGGAGGCCCAAGGUAAGGUCCCUCCCCUGGCCUACCACAGCUGCAGCUUGUUCAGGGGUGAACUCUUCGUCCUGGGAGGAGUUUUCCCUCGACCGAACCCGGAGCCCGACGGCUGCAGUGACUCGCUGUACAUCUUCGAUCCAAACCUCUCCAUCUGGUACCAGCCCAUAGUCACGGGAGACGGCCCGUCCCCACGCUCAGGUCACUCUGCAUGUGUGAUGCAGGAGAGGAAGAUCUAUGUGUUUGGAGGCUGGGACACGCCCGUCUGCUACAAUGACAUGUACAUGUUGGACCUUGGUCUGAUGGAGUUUUCUGCUGUCAAAACCUUUGGGAAAGCCCCGUCACCCCGAAGCUGGCACGGCAGUGUUGUGCUCUCAGACACAAAGUUCCUGAUCCAUGGUGGUUACAACGGGAACAACGCCCUCAGUGACGCCUUCGUCUUUGACAUAGACACCAGCACCUGGACGGAGGUCGCCCUCCCUCAGCUCUCUGUCCCCAGGGCGGGUCACUCUGUCAUCGCCAUGGCGACAGCCGGCCGCCGCCGCCGCCUCUCGGAGGAGGAGGACGACGAAGACGUGGACAUGAGCGGCGGCGUCUCCGGCCGACCCGGGACCCUGCUGGUGUUCGGAGGCGGAGACAACGAGGGCAACUUCUACUCCGACCUGACGACCGUCGCCGUGGACGACGUCCUCGCCGCCGUUUGACGCUCCUGCUUUUAUAAUUUAUAUUCUCCCUUUUUUUUUUUUUUGUAAUGUUGUACGAGUUGUGUGUAGAAAAGGGUUUUACAGUUUUGUUUUAAUAAUCAGACAUUUAAGGUGUAAAUUUCAACCUAAAAGUUCCCCCCUCGUUAUAAAUCUCCCAUUAAUGAUGAAAUAUACAAUAGAUAUUGGUUUAAAGCUUUUAUUUUUAUGUACAUACAUUUAAAACAUUUUUAGUUUUGCUCAGGUGAGAUUUUUAUAUCGUUUGAUCGUGUUGUUUUCAGUAGCUCCUCGCUGUAAUUGGGGCAAAAAUGUAAACACAUUUAUUUCCUGUACAGUUGCAUUUUCACUUAAUAAACCUUUGUCCCUAUA